GCUUUUUGUUCCUUUUUUACGUUUUUAUAUAUCGUUUUGGAAUAGAUAGCCUGCGACAUUUUAAAAAAUAAACAAAUGAUAAUCUGUAUUUUUAAAAUCGGGCGUCGUUUUGCGUGUGUGCGUCUUUUUGCAAUAAGGCGUAUCGCUUCCUUGCAAGCCAUCUCUGCAAAAAAAAAUAAUAACUGAGGGAUUGGGUUGUUCCUGAUAGUCGGCGCAGCUUCCAUCUUGGAUUGGUGAGUGUGUCCCGCUUUUAAGGGCGAAGAUCGCUUUUGUCUCUCGUGGUUCGGUAUCAGAGAAAGGCGUUGCAUCUCCUUUUAAGCCACUGAGAGUUCAGUUAAAAAAUACGCCUGCGGGGAGGAGGGAGGGGAAAGGCGUAGCAAUGGUGAUUCCCCCCCCCCUUUUAAAAAUAUUUAUUUAUUUAUCUUUUGUUCUCUUCAGCAGUAACGUUUUAGAUUUCACGCAUAUUUCUCUAGCAUCUAAAAUAAGUAAAUUACAACAACCCUGUAAGGUAGGCUAGAGCUAGUCUCUCUACAUUUCCCAUGUUAGGGGAACUUCUCAAGCCUGCUUCCCUUCAUGUUGAAAGACUUUUAACUGGUUAAAUGAAACAAUAUUGUUCCUUUGUUUAUUAAUUACCUGCCUUUAAGCCUAAGUGGACAGGGCGGGUUACAGCAUUAAAAAAAAGCAAUAUUGAAAAACAAUUCAAAACAAUAUGUCGCUAGACAAUCAGAAUAGAUAGAUAUGAACAAAAGUGUGGGGGGGGGGUUCCCUCUGUUUCUCCAGAUGCUGCUGCACUCCAGCUCCCAUCCUCCCUGACCAUUGGGCAUGCUGGCUGGGGCUGGGGGGGGGGAGUUUGGAGCCCAACAAGGUGCAUACUUCAUUGUUCCUGCUAUCCAAGAGCUUCUGGUCAAGGUGCUAGGAAAGGAAAUCGGUGGUGGGAUUUGCCAACCAGCUUUAAACACCUUUGGAGAUUGGAAUGUUUUGUUCCUGCUCCUGGAGGAGGUCUGCAAAAGGCUAUGCUGGGUGAAUUUCUCAAGAGAGGGAGUUACUUCUAGAGUAGCGGCACCUCUACCAAGGGCUGUAGCUCAGCAGUGAAGCAUGUGCUAUGCAUGUAGAAGGCGCAUAGGGACUUAGGGCUGGGGAUGUCGCCUGCCUGGCUGAAAUCCCCAGAGAGCUGCUGGCAGUAGACGAUACUAACACCCCCUCCAACAUUUCUCUGAUGAAAAUAGAGGACUUCUAUACAGUGGUACCUUGGUUCUCAAACUUAAUAUGUUCCGGAAGUCCGUUCCAAAACCGAAGCGUUCCAAAACCAAGGUGCGCUUUCCCAUAGAAAGUGAUGCAAAACGUAUUAAUUCGUUCCAGACUUUUAAAAGUCCACUACAAUAACAAUUUAACAUGGAUUUUACUAUCUAACGAGACCAUUGAUCCAUAAAAUGAAAGCAAUAAACAAUAUACUGCAGUCACACAAUCAAUCAAUCAGUGGCUGAACUGGGUUCCACACAGUCAACAAAAAAAGAGCCUCAAAAACAAAAAUGCAAAAUAAAUAGUAAAAGCAGACAGAUCUCAGCGUAACACGCAAAACGGAAGUGUGUCACUCAAAUCGGAAGCGUAACACUCAAAACGGUGCAUAUUCGGCUUCUGAAAAAAGUUGGCAAACAGGAACACUUACUUCUGGGUGUGAUAGGAAUGUUGAGGUCUUAUGUAUAUGUUAAAUGUUCAUAAGUGUACCAACCAAGCACGUACAUAGAUCAGCACAGGAAGACCGACCUGAAACCAUUUUGAUUCCCAAACUGAGCAAAUGAUUUCUCUGCAAGGUCAAAGUGGGAAACCUCCCCAUUGUCUUUUCCUUCACAAACCUUGUCUUAAGGGCACAUUUAAGAUAUGAAUAGGGUGUGAGCUUGUGACCUGGCCCAGGAACUAAGUAUUUAUCAUUACAAAAGACUGGCCAGGUUCCCCAGGCAAUCCAAUCAAGUAACCUGCCAGACAGGAGAUAAACAACAACAGGAGAAAAACAACUUUCAAAUUUCUGUUUUAGACCACCUCUUCUGUGAUGUAGGUAUGAUGUAUAUGGGGUGGUGGUCUUGAGCUACACCCCUUCUGUGAUGUAUGAUGUUUCUGGGGGUGGUCUUGAUCUAAAGGGUAGCAAUUUCAAAAGUCUAUAUAAGGCCUUGCACGCCAUUGUUCUGGGUUCCUCCUCUCUCCUGCGGGUGAGUGAGGACCCUGUUGCAACAGAUCAAUAAAGAUCAGGCUGACUAGCUGCUUUGUUUCUCAAUAGUCUCUGGUUGGCCUCUGUUAUUUUCUCCUACCAAUAGGGAACCUAUGUCAGGACUCUAUAUGGGCUCUUGGAUACCCCAUAAGGGAAAAGGGCAAUUUUUGUUUACAACAUGGGUUUGCAGUGUUUGGGUUCCAAGUUGUUUGAGUACCAAGACAUUUGAGAACCAAGGUACCACUGAAUUGUUAGCCUCUUGGAGGCAGAUCUGACCUAUCUCUCUUAGCAAAAUGCCAUGAGCAUGAAGUAGCACCAUAAGAAAAUAACUGGGGCAAAUGGAGUCAGCAACAAAAUAAAAUAAAAAAAUUCCUUCCAGUAGCACCUUAGAGAACAACUAAGCACACGAAAACUCAUACCAAUAACAAACUUAGUUGGUCUCUAAGGUGCUACUGGAAGGAAUUUUUUUAUUUUGUUUCGACUACGGCAGACCAGCACAGCUACCUACAUGUAACUAGCAACAAAAUAGUGUGUGAAGAGCUAUGGUGGAGGAUUUCAGCCCCACUGUAUGGCCCCCCUCUAUACGCACCCAACCCCAUUUAUUUACCAUUUUCCUGCUCCCAAGAAUCAGUAGGAUUCUCUGGCCAUUGCUCCCACUCAGUGGUGUUGUAAACAAAUCUGCCCUUUUUCCCUUAUGGGGUAUCCAAGAGCCAAUAUAGAGUCCUUAUGUAGGUUACCUAUUGGUAGGAGAAAAUAACAGUCCAACCAGAGAAUAUUGAGAACCCUAAUGCUAACCCUACUGCUCUUCAUCGGUAGAUCUAAGGGCAGUUCACGAGAAAAAACAACGCAGAAAAUACAUAAUGGCACAAUGGGUCGAUGCAUCUGCCUGUUAACCAGAAGGUUGAGCCUACCAAGGGACAGCUGUGGGCAAGAUUCCUGCAUUGCAGGGGGUUGCCAUAGAUGACCCUCAGGGUCCCACACAGCUCUACAAUUCUAUGUUAAAAACAGUAGCAAAGCAGUAACAAUUUUGGAACACAUUUAAUAGGCCAUCAGAUAUUAUGUUCAAUGAAAGAUUGCCCAGAUGGUAAUGAGAACCUUGAGCUGACAAGGAUGUCCCACCCUUGCGGUGUGAAAAGUUGUGGGUAUGGAAGGGGAGAUAAAGGCGGGACAGCACAUUGCCCUUUGUUUCCUGCAUUUGAGUGUCUGCUUUUAAAAGAAGCCGCUGGGCUUCUGAGUGAUCAGAGGGAGCCUGUCUGGAGUGAAACGCUUGUGUUCCUUUUCCUCCCCUUCCCAGGGCUCCUCUGCCAUGAUGCCAAGGCGCGGCCGGGGCAGAAGAGCCCAGCUGGCGACUUUUUCCCGGAGAGGCGUGGCCAUCCACCUCCAGGAGCCUCACUUUUCUGGCGCGCCGGAGGCCGGCGUUUCCCGGGAACCGUUCCCCGUCAUGGCUGCCCCAGCGGUUUCUUUGCAGCCGGCGAUGAAGGAGGAGGAGGAGCCCGGCCCGUCGACGACAACCGUGCACGACCUCUUCUCCUACCUGAAGGAGAAAGAAGACGAGGAUGACGAGGACGCGGCAGAGCUGGGUGCUUUCUCUCCGGCGGCGUCCAACCAGCUAGGGGCGAAGGAGCCCGGCCACCCCGAGGCUCAAGAGAUGCUCUCGUACCUCAAGAAGGAGGAGGACGACGACGGAGAGGAGGUCAUUGAGAGAGUGUCGUUCUCCCCGCCCCACAUCCUCCACCCGCAGUCUGCUCCUCCGGGGACCUACAUGCCCGCCGGCACCAUGGGCAGGGCGGGCAUCGAGAUGGUGCAUUUCUUCACCCCCAUGACGCACGUCUCGCCCUCUUCCCACCACCACCAUCACAAGCGCGGGCGCGAGAGGGAAGUGCUGGUGGUGGACGGCAUUCCCACGCACGCCCCGAAGAAAACCACCUCGGCCGUGUGGGAUUAUUUCACCCUGGAUCCCAGGGAGCCAUGCGUAGCUGUCUGCAGCACUUGCCAGAAGCGGGUGCGCAGGGGCAAGGACGGGGGCACCCGCCCUGGCACCACGGCCCUCCACAAACACCUGAAGGUGCACCACGGGCUGCACUUGCCGGGUGUCGCGGUGGUCCCUCCUUCGCCCCUGAUGCCCCUGAAGGAGAGGCCACACGGCCCGACCAUCGUGGUGACCGAGCCACCUGUCCCGGCCUUCCAGCCCGCGCGCCAGGAGAGGAACCAGCCAUACUACCCGCCGACGCACUCGGCAGCCAUCCAGCUGGCUUCUGAAACGGCCUGGAUGCUUGCCGUGGACAUGCAGCCCCCGUCAUACGUGGAAAGCGACGGGUUCCGCCGGCUGAUGGCCACCGCCCAGCCCCGCUGGAAAAUCCCUGGGCGCGCGUUCUUCGCCACGAAGGCUGUGCCCGAGCUGUCCAAAGUGGUGUCCCGAGCCGUCCGCCAAGCAGUGGUGGGCAGCGUGGGCCGUACGGUCCACAUCGCCAUAGACACAUGGUCGGGCCGGCAGACUGCCUCUUACAUGUCGGUGACGGGGCACUGGGUGGCCGAGUCGGCGGGCGUCCUCUCGCGGCAUCACGCCACCUUGUCGGUGUGUGCUUUCGAGGGGCCCUGCUCAGCCGAGGACAUCUGCCACAAGCUGAGGGAGGUGCUGCAAGACUGGCUCUACGACCUGAAGACCGGGGGCGUGGUCCUGGACGACGGGGCCAACACGGCAAAGGCCGUGCGCGAGCUGCGCCUCAAGUACGUCCCUUGCCUGGCGCGCUGCCUGAAGCUGGUGGUGAAGGCCUUCUUGGCGGCCGACGCCCACGUCGACCGGCUGCUGAAGACGUCCCGGAGGAUCUGCACCCGCUACAAGCGCUCAACGGUAGUCCGACGGCGCCUGCUAGAGGCACAGGCCAUACUGGGCUCGCACCGGCAGCCGGCGGGGCAAGAGCCUCCCCGGAGAUCCAACUCCACGCUGCGGAUGCUGGAGAGCCUCUACCGGGAGCGGCAAGCCGUCAGCGCCAUCUUCGAGCAAGACGAGGAGGCAGCCUUGCUCCACCUGACGCCGCCGGACUGGAAGGUGGUGAAGUGUUUGGUGGAGAUCCUCAAGCCCUUUGAGGAUGCUGCCACGCUGGUCACCCGCCCAGACGCCACACUCUGCCAGGCUCUCCCUCUGCUGUGGUUCCUGGAGGAGCAGCUGCGGGCCUUGAGGACCAGGUACUACCAGGAGAACAACAACACGGCGGCCCACCUCACCACACAGGCCCUGGACUGCCUGGCAGCCCAAAACCAGCUGAGUGAGAUGAAGGGCACCCUCAUCUGCCGGGUGGCCGCCUUCCUCGACCCCCGCUUCAGGGACAUCACCACCAUGAAGCUAGGCGGGGCUGACACGGGCGACGCAGCCAUGUUGAGGGAGCACAUCCUCGACUUGGCCACCAGGUCCUACGUACCUCCGGGGCCCGACGCCGACUUCUCCCCGAUGGGGCGCUCGUCCCCGCAGCAGCCCAGCGGCUCCAGCGGACCCCCCGGCUCGGCGGCGUGGCAGUUCACCAUGAAGCGCUGGCGGGCGAUUACCAAGAGUGACCCUGCCAUGGGCCUGGCGUCCGAGGGAGGGGCAGCGGCGGCCCUGCGGGAGAUGGAGGAGUAUCUCCACGACAACGUGGACCACAUUGGGGAGAACGCCGACCCCAUGCUGUACUGGCAGGGGAAGAUGGGGGUCUGGCCGGCCCUCUUCAAGGUGGCCCUGUUCCAUUUUGGGUGCCCGCCUACGUCGGUGCCCUCCGAAGACGUCUCCGGUGGUGCCGGUUUGUUGGCGGACAGGGGGCACCCCAAGGACCUUUCCCCGGCCAACGUGAAGAUGCUGACCUUCAUCCGAAAGAAUCGCCACCUCGUCCCGCAAGACUGGAGGCUCUCUCUGGGAGACCUGCCCUCCUCGCAAGGCGCCGUGGGGUCGAGGGAGGACUUGGAUCUGGAAGACGAGGAAGACCUUUUGGCGGCGGAUGAGGAACUGGAGGAAAAGCAGUGAGGAGCACAGCCAUGUGCUGAACCAUUCUCAGUAAGGGGGCAGCUUUCGUGGGCGUAGUUGCCUCGCAGAAAAGGAGGGAGGGUAGGAAUUAGUCCAAACCUGUUGUGAAUUUUGUCUGUUGUGUUUUAAAGUUAAGGACUUUGAUUGUUGUUGUUGUUGUCGUGAGAAGUAUUGGACGACGGAGCCGCUUCCUCUGCAGGCGGGACUCCCCCGCUGGACCUGUUUGAAGAUGAAAGACUUGCUGUGCAUUAGAGCAGGAUCUUGCCUUGUGUGGCCCACUGAGGCGAAUGCAACCCGCCAGGUGCUAUGGUUGGCCCAGCAGUUCCUCGGCAAACCUCCAGUCAGUUACAUCAGACUGCAGGAGCAAAAAGGUUGCCAAGCACAGUUGCAAAGCUUUGAGCAGCCCUCCAUUGUGUAACCAAGGAGUAGUCAACCUUUUUAUACCUACCGUCCAGUAAUGCAUCUUUCUUGAUGGUAAAAUUUCCUUACUGCCCACGAGUGCUCGAUGGAAGUAGGAUUCAGCUUGUGCUGUAGAACCCCCUACCGCCCACCUAGAAUCCUGAAACGCCAACAAGUGGCUGGUAGGGACCAGGUUGACAACCCCUGGUGUAGCCAGUUUUGUGAAUGAAGCCGGAAUGUGCUGCCCGUAGUUGUAGAAAUCCCCUUUUAACAAUGAUGCUGUGCAUUGAUUCUGUCUUUAGAAAUGGUGCUAACGUGGGGGGUGGGGGUGGACUUUAAAGAAAACAAGUACUUGCCAUUUUCAAAACUUUUAGACUCAUUUUAACUGGAUGUUUCGAAGCACUUGUUUUUAAAAUCCUAACUGCUCUCCCGAGUCACUAACAUGAAAUAAGAUCAAAACGAAACAAGCUACCCAAAUAAAAACAUUCCUUCGAGCAG
Molecule: messenger RNA, 7094 nt
Organism: Podarcis lilfordi (Lilford's wall lizard)
Lineage: Eukaryota; Metazoa; Chordata; Lepidosauria; Squamata; Lacertidae
Source: the annotation of a GenBank genome assembly